This is a messenger RNA of Miscanthus lutarioriparius, 921 nucleotides long. The record is from the annotation of a GenBank genome assembly. NCBI's taxonomy places the organism in Eukaryota, Viridiplantae, Streptophyta, Magnoliopsida, Poales, Poaceae.
AUGAAGAAAGGCCCCAUCCUUGGAGUGCUUUUAAAGCAAGAAUAUCCUCCGAUCAUUGAAGGGACAACUAGAGAUGGUCGUCCAUUCAAAUAUCAUGCAAGCAAGUGGGAACACUACUCGCACAUUCUAAGGGAUGAUGCACAGACCCCAGAUGAUCGUGUGAAACAAGAGUUCUGGAGCAUAUAUUCAGUUCCUAAAGAAUUUGAAGAUGAAGCAGACCAUGUAUUUGAGAAAUAUGCACGCACCCAAUGCAAGAAUAUGAUGUACCAAGCUCGUCCAGAUGCUAGCGAGCACUAUUAUCACGAAAUCAUAAAGAGCCCAAAGUCUGAUACAUUUGCCUAUGCCAAACUACUUACUUUUGAAGAGUACAUGCAAUGCAAGCCUGAAUGGUUCACUGAUGAAGCCUGGGAGUCCCUUUGUAAGAUGACUACAAUGAAGCAUUGCAAGAAAAGUAUCCAGAGAACUGGCAAGAGCAACCUUUUGAUAAUUGCAUAUAAUAUUGGUGGUGGCUUGCCGCAUGGUCGUCUUGCAAUAGGAAAUGGUGCUGUCAACAAGGCUACAAUAAUUGAUGCUGCCAAGGCAAGUGGAACAAGACCAACAACCUCAAGGGCUUUUCAAAAUCUGUUGGCAAUAUAUGAGGAAUCACUUGCCAACGUUGGUCGCUUAACUGAACAGAAUAAUGCCUUGGUUCAACAGAAUGCUGCAUUGACUCGAGAUGUGAAGCGUAAUGGUCGUGUACUUGAGCUCACUAUUAACAAAGUACAAAUAGAGAUACCACCAGACCUGCUUCAGGAAGAAGAAAAUGACAUGAAGUGGGUGCAUACUGCCAUUAAACAGCAGCUUGCUACUUGUAGACUUCCUGGGUCAAGGAAUGACGAUGUUUUGGCUAUCUUGUGCAGAAGUGGCUGCAUACUGCCAUAG